CUCGGGCAUCUUCGACGCCUCGCAAUCUUUUAGAUCAACAGAGAGGCCAUGGCCGUACGCUUACAGGGCGCUCUGGAUAGCGAGAUACACACUGUGGUUCAAAAGUUCUUAUCAGACGGCAUACCACCAACAACUGGUGACCUCUAUAACGCGCUACAGAGAUCAAAUUCCUCACUCAAGCGACGACCAAAAAAGACUCUCCACGCCAGUAUCGAGCGCGUUCUCGAUUUUAUUGGCAUCGACCAAGGCGAGGAAGUUGACUCAGACGCGAUUAUUGAAGACGCAAUUCCGGAGAGCGACGGCCAAGCAGAUCUCAUGAACCGCAGUCUCCGACAGAACUUGGCACCAGCGCGCCCACCAAGCCCACCACAGACAACGGGAGAUGAAUCGCUGAGCAAGAGACGCAAAGCCAAUGGCGAAGCUCUGCCGAAGCGCCAAAAACGCGGCAAUGACGACUCGAAGCCACAGACGAAUAUUGAGCCGCCGUCCGACGUGAGUUUAGAGGAUAUCGGCGGCAUGAAAGAGGUCAUCGACCAGCUGAACAGGACAUUGAUGGCACCGAUGUGCUUUUAUGAAGAGUUCCGCGAAGCUCACAUUCCAUUGCCCAAAGGCAUUCUCCUUCAUGGCCCCCCGGGAUGCGGUAAAACAAUGCUUGUGCGGGCGGUCGCUGCUGAGAUGGGAGUCCCCUUUGUCGAGAUAUUGGGCCCUUCGAUCGUGUCUGGCAUGAGCGGCGAAUCAGAGAAGGGGAUUCGAGAUCGCUUCGAAGAGGCCAAGAAGAAUGCACCCUGCCUGAUCUUCAUCGACGAAAUUGAUGCCAUCACACCGAAGCGAGAUUCCAGUCAGAGCCAGAUGGAGAAGCGAAUAGUGGCACAAUUACUCGUGAGUAUCGACGAGCUGAAUCGCGAGGGAGAGAAACCUGUUGUAGUACUGGCUGCUACGAAUCGCCCGGACAGCAUUGACCCAGCGCUACGAAGAGGUGGACGAUUUGGAACAGAGAUCAAUAUCGGAGUUCCAAAUGAAGAAGUUCGCCAGCGCAUUCUCGAGACACAAACACGCAAGAUGCCAACCUCCAAUAUCGAUUUCCAGCAAUUGGCCAAACUCACGGCAGGCUUUGUUGGCGCCGAUUUACACGAUUUGGUCGGAAAGGCUGGGGCUCACCAGAUGGAGCGCCUGAUGGGCGCUUUGCAACAACAAGCCGCGGAAUUACAGUUGCCGCACACUCCUUCUAACCGCUCCGAAAUCGUCGAAUUCCGCCGCCUCGUUGCCCGGUCUCAGGCUCGAACGCUUCCCCGGCCACCGGGCUUCGAGACUAUCACUCUCACAAUGACCGACUUCCUCUCCGUUCUCCCAGGUAUCACGCCCUCAUCCAAGCGCGAAGGCUUCACUACAGUCCCUACCGUCUCCUGGAAAGACAUCGGCGCCCUACAGGCCGUCCGCAAGGAGCUCAUCCGCAACAUUGUCCACCCCAUUGCCAAGCCUCACCUCUACACAGCCCUCAACAUCUCCCCCUCCUCGGGAGUACUCCUCUGGGGCCCGCCCGGCUGCGGCAAAACCCUGCUCGCCAAAGCCGCUGCCGCCGAAUCCCACGCCAAUUUCAUCUCCAUCAAAGGCCCCGAACUCCUCAACAAAUUCGUCGGAGAAUCCGAAGCCGCCGUCCGACGAGUCUUCUCCCGCGCCCGCUCCUCCCUCCCCUGCGUCAUCUUCUUCGACGAACUCGACGCUCUCGUUCCAAAACGCGACACAGACUCCGGCAGCGAGGCUUCCGCUCGCGUGGUCAACACUCUGCUCACCGAGCUGGACGGUCUCGACACCAGAAUGGGAAUCUACAUCAUCGCAGCCACGAACCGUCCAGACAUGAUCGACGACGCAAUGCUUCGCCCCGGCCGCCUCGGCACCCAACUUUUCGUUGACUUACCCGGUCCCGAAGAGCGAGGAGACAUCCUUCGCGCGUUGUUAAAGGACAAACCGCUUUCUCCGACGUUCUUCACCGCGUCAGUUACCGACUCAUCCACCCCUGGCACCUCAGAAGCACUUUCACGCAACGGAGACACGGAUAUGACCACCUCCCUAGAUUUCACCGCCCUAGCCCACAGCUGCGAGGACUUUAGCGGCGCGGACUUAGGGGCUUUAGUCCAAGCCGCUGCACAAAACGUCAUCGAAAGGGAAGGAACGCAAUUGGAACUGAGGGAUUUCUUCGCAGUGAGAGGCAAAAUGAGGGGAAGUGUGAGGGAUGCGGAGCGUUAUAGGAAAUUGGCGAAGAAGUUUGGGCAGAGGUAGAAAGUGAGCAGUGGGAAGUGAGGUAUAUAUGUUCACUUUUGGUAGUCGUUCUGCGUUUUCUCCGUUUGAACGAGGAACGCGGAGGCAACGAGGGUGGGGAUGCGGAGAAAAUGUGCAGCAGAGAGAAAAUGGAGAGCGUGAGAUGGGGUUGUAGUUGGUGAAAAAGAAAAUAGAAAAUUAUUGCACGUCUGGAGAAAGUCAUUGCACAAUUGGGAGCAAGC
Molecule: messenger RNA, 2498 nt
Organism: Cercospora beticola
Lineage: Eukaryota; Fungi; Ascomycota; Dothideomycetes; Mycosphaerellales; Mycosphaerellaceae
Gene: RIX7
Product: putative AAA family ATPase RIX7
Biological process (GO): ribosome biogenesis
Cellular component (GO): nucleus
Molecular function (GO): preribosome binding; RNA binding; ATP hydrolysis activity
Source: RefSeq, a predicted model, not a curated record